GCGGUCGGUCCGUCCGUCGGUCGGUCGGUCGGUCGGUCAGUCAUGGCCGAGCCGAGAUGGCUGGGGCCGCAGGGGGACGGCUGGGCACUGCCGCCCGGGAGAGCCGCCGGCGCACAGGACGGGGCCGAGGAGGCGGACAGAGACACAGAUCAGGAAGAUGCUGACUCUGGGAGUGAUUCUGGCAGUCGUGGCAACGUGGGGACUACUUUGGGAAGGGCUGUGCCAGAUGGGAACGUGCUUCUUCCAGAUAUUUUUCACACCGAUCAUCUUUUCUUUUACGAGCGAUUUAGUGCUUACCAGGAUUACAUCUUGGCUGACUGCAAAGCUUCUGAGGUGAAGCAAUUCAUAGCUGAGUACCUGGAGAAGGUCCUUGAGCCAUCUGGCUGGCAGGCAGUCUGGCGCACUGAUGUGUUUCAGGUUGUUGUUGGGGUUGUUGAUGUGGAUUACUCGUCUCUGAAAGCAGUUGUGCAGCUCGGUGACCCUUUCCUGUGCGAGUCCCGGGACAGCAGCUUUACCUUGGAGUGCAUGCAGGAACUCCUGGAGCUGAAGCAAUAUCAGAUCCUGCUGCAGGAGCUGUGGGUUGUGUAUGAUGAGUCAGGAGAGUUUGACCAGACAGCACUGGCUGUAGAGCAUGUCAGGUUCUUCUACCAGUGGCUCUGGAGGACCUGGGACGAGGAGGAGGAGGAUGAGUUUGAUUACUUCGUGCGCUGUGUUGAGCCUCGACUGAGAUUGCAUUAUGACAUCCUUGAACACCGUGUGCCUUCUGGGCUUGUAGCUGAUUACCAGAACUUGUUGUCUCAAUGUGAAGAGCUUUAUGGGAAGUUUCUAAACGUGAGGAACAGCAUCUCAACCAGUGACUCGGACUCGGAAGUAGAAAACGUCUCCAUGGUGGAAGGACUCAAAUUGUAUGAGAAAGUGGAGCACUUAAAACAAAAGCUAAAUGUGAUUGAGAAUCCUCAGCUGAGGUAUGUGUUUGGUUACCAGAAGUAUGGAAGUCUCCAGGCUAAAGGACUGAGGACAACGGGUACCAAGGUCUUACAUGUUGUACCCUCAACCAUUAAAGCAGAUGAGUUCCAGUGGAUGAUGAUGGACAAACUUUAUCCAAAAUCUGGUGGUGAAGAUAUCCAAGUGCAGGUUCACAGUGACCUACUGACAGCUGUAAGUGCCUGCUAUGAAGGAGACACAGUUGUCAUCUUUCCUGGGCAUUACAUUGUAGAUGGCGUGUUCUGCAUUGCUGACUCAGUUGAACUAGAAGGCUAUGGGAUGCCAGAUGAUAUCGUGAUAGAAAAGCAGGGCAAAGGAGACAACUUUUUUGACUGUACAGGAGCCGAUGUGAGGAUCUCUGGUUUGAAGCUGGUGCAACAUGAUGCUGUGGAGGGGAUUAUAAAUAUCCAUCGUGGGAAAACCACCCUGGAGAACUGUGUGUUACAGUGUGAAACCACAGGCAUUACAGUGCGGAUGUCAGCUGAGCUGGUGAUGAAGAACUCUGAUCUCUACGGGGCCAAGGGAGCUGGUGUGGAAAUUUAUCCAGGGAGUACGUGCACCCUUCGCCGCAACAGCAUCCACCACUGCAAGGAGGGAAUACUCAUCAAGAGCUUCUUAGAUGAGCCUUAUGAUGUUCCCAAGAUAACCAUGGUUAAGAAUGUGAUCCAUAAUAAUGAAGGAUAUGGUGUGGUCCUGGUUAGACCAGGACCCUUGGAGGUAAAGGGUGCUUCAGCACAGACAACAAAAGGAAGUACACAACCUACCCAGUCAGGUGAUGAGACAGCCUCUGUGGAGGAGGUCGGGCAGGAACAACAACCUGAGUGUGUGACUGAUGAGUUGGAGCGUUAUGAGCGAGCUGGGACUUCUGGGCAAACUGAAGGCAACUGUGAAAUGGCAAAUGAACUUGGGGCUACUGCUGCAAAGAAGAGCAAGAGGCACAAGAAAAGACUGAGUGAACUGGGAAUUACAGAAGCUGAUGAAAACUUCCUGUCCCAGGAUAUGUUUGUCUCUGUUGAGGGCAAUCAGUUCAAGUGGAAUGGGAAAGGAAGUUUUGGUACCUUUGUUUUCUGAGUGUCCAUUGCAGCAGACAAGUUUUGCAGUUACUGAUUAGAUCACAUGCCUGUGUUGUGUUUUGAUGUUGUGCAUUUAUUUCCCAAGUGUAAUCCUUAUUAAAGAACUGGGGCUAAAAACUCA
Molecule: messenger RNA, 2178 nt
Organism: Pseudopipra pipra
Lineage: Eukaryota; Metazoa; Chordata; Aves; Passeriformes; Pipridae
Product: SHC SH2 domain-binding protein 1-like
Exons: 13
Coding region: 43-2055 (670 amino acids)
Biological process (GO): fibroblast growth factor receptor signaling pathway
Source: RefSeq, a predicted model, not a curated record